Molecule: messenger RNA, 1515 nt
Organism: Sander lucioperca (pikeperch)
Lineage: Eukaryota; Metazoa; Chordata; Actinopteri; Perciformes; Percidae
Gene: calm2a
Product: calmodulin 2a (phosphorylase kinase, delta)
Exons: 6
Coding region: 249-698 (149 amino acids)
Molecular function (GO): calcium ion binding
Source: RefSeq, a predicted model, not a curated record
UAGCAUUGCAGGUGUUUCUUGAUUUUCUUGUAUAACUAAUGAUUUAUUUAAAAGUGUCUUUAAUUAAUUUAAUAACUGAGGAAAAGGGAAGUUGGCGGAGUGAUAUUGAAAAGAGGAGGAGUUUAGGAUAGCCGUUAAAGGCGAGUCCAGUUGCUUCUUCCUCAGUGUGUUCACAGAGAUUGUCAGUUCAUUUAGGCUUUGGUCUGUUACGGAUUUUGUCGUGAACCAGCCGCUACAUCUACAUCGAAAUGGCUGAUCAGCUUACAGAAGAGCAGAUUGCUGAGUUCAAGGAGGCAUUUUCGCUCUUUGACAAGGAUGGCGAUGGCACCAUCACCACCAAAGAGCUGGGAACUGUCAUGCGCUCUCUGGGCCAGAACCCCACAGAGGCAGAGCUGCAGGACAUGAUCAAUGAAGUGGAUGCUGAUGGAAAUGGAACGAUAGACUUCCCAGAGUUUCUGACCAUGAUGGCCAGGAAGAUGAAGGACACAGACAGUGAGGAGGAGAUCAGAGAAGCAUUCCGUGUCUUUGACAAGGAUGGCAAUGGAUACAUCAGUGCUGCUGAGCUGCGCCAUGUGAUGACAAACCUUGGGGAGAAGCUGACUGAUGAAGAAGUGGACGAGAUGAUCAGAGAAGCAGACAUUGAUGGAGAUGGACAGGUCAACUAUGAAGAGUUCGUACAAAUGAUGACGGCGAAGUGAAGGGCUUGUACAGAUUUCGUAUAUAAAUAAUUUGCCUUUUUUUUCUUUGUGUAAUUUAUCUGUAAAAUCUUAAUAGCCCCCUUCGUCCCUGCCCCUUCUGCUGUCCAAAGGAACUGCAUGUAAACUGCAUAGGCUCUUGUCCCCAUGUCCCUUUCUUUUGCUGUCAUGGUGUUUUGGAGUGACGGAAUGGUCAUACAACCAGAUGCCUGUGGAGGCCCCUGGGAGCCGGAGAACUUCGAAUCUUCCCGUCUUAUGUGCUCGGGGCCACUCCACGCAUGGCGACAUUGGAAACCUGUCAGCUGGUUGUCACUUGGCAACACUGUUGUCAUGGAAACAAUGUAGAGGCGUUUAAACUCUGCAUGGACUACGGACAAAGUAUAUAUUGUAAUCUCUCAGCAUUGCACUACUGCAAAAAAAUGACACGGGUGUAUCUCCUAGGUACUCGUACAAACUUUUUUUGUAUCUGCUGUUCUAUAUACCAGAAAACGACUAAUCUUACCAUGCUUUUUAAUGUUUUACUCACUACUUUUACUUAUUUUAUUUUUUAAUGACUUCUGGUCAUGCCUCAAAUAAUCCAUUCCAAGUUGUAUAUUUUUGUUUUCCAAUAAAAAUUACAAUCUACCCGGUUUUGAAAAUUGUCUUGUUUUCUCAGUUAAAAUGGAUCCUUGAGUUUGUAUACCCUGUAAUAAUUCCCAUUUUUGUAUUGAGGACAGGAUGCUCCGUUUUUGAUAGGCUUUUUUUUUUUUUUUUUUUCUCGUUGCUUAGAAUACAUAUGAAAUGUUUACCAUUUUUAAAUUUACGUGUCCCCUGUUAAUUU